Molecule: messenger RNA, 699 nt
Organism: Lathyrus oleraceus (garden pea)
Lineage: Eukaryota; Viridiplantae; Streptophyta; Magnoliopsida; Fabales; Fabaceae
Exons: 1
Coding region: 1-699 (232 amino acids)
Source: RefSeq, a predicted model, not a curated record
AUGUCCUUAAAAGCCAAAGACAUUCCUUGGUAUUAUCGAGUGUACGAUGGUGUUAAGCUCAUCCUCAAUUGUGGGGAUUUUUCUAAUGUACCUCUUAUUGGUACAAAGGGAGGGAUCAACUACAACCCGAGGUUAGAAUUACGACAACUUGGAUAUCCUUUGGUGGACAAACUUGAUCUCGAAAGUGUAAAGGGUUUUAUUUUAUACGAAGAGGUCGAAGAGCCAGAGUUGAUCAAGAAGAUUGUCAAUGCUUGGGGGUCGAUUUGUCCUCAAGGAAGAGCAGAGAUGGGUAAGAAGAACUGUAUCGCCAAGGAAGCUUACGCCAGUUGGGUCAAUAGCAGAGUUAGUGAGGUCUUGUUUCUGUUCCCGCCUGAACCAUCCAUGAACCUCCAACCUCCUAAGCCAGAGAACCAGCCAAAUUCUGAAGUAGAUGAAUUGAAGAAGGUUAUCAAGACUCUAGAGAAAGAGAAUGCCGAUCUCAAAUCUAAGCUUGCUAAGAUCUCAUUGGAGAAAGAAACCUUGAAAUUCAAUCUGAAUCAGAAGAGAGACCGAGUUCGCCAAGCAGAUGAUGAGGUACAGACAGAGGUUUUCAAAAUACUAAAAGUGGGUGACACCCUCAAAGGGAGUUAUGCCAGCCUGACAACCAAAAAGAAGCAGUUAGCUGAAGCCCAAUACCGAGCCAGUAAAGCAGAACUAUAA